GCUGAGGGGCCCCACCUGCGAGAAGAGGGAGGGAUGCCGGAGCCAGGUGUCCCGGCGCUUUAAGGCCCAUCAUAGUCAGAGCUUCCUGCGCUGGUCCUCGCCCUAACGCAAGGCUCCCUGGAACGUUUUUAUUUUCUUUUUUUUGUGGGGAGCCCGCGGAGCAGCCGCUAUGGCCAGCACCAGGAGUAUUGAACUAGAGCACUUUGAGGAGCGGGACAAAAGGCCGCGGCCGGGGUCGCGGAGAGGGGCGCCCAGCUCCUCCGGGGGCAGCAGCAGCUCGGGCCCCAAGGGGAAUGGGCUUAUUCCCAGCCCGGCGCACAGUGCCCACUGCAGCUUCUACCGCACGCGGACCCUGCAGGCCCUCAGCUCGGAGAAGAAGGCCAAGAAGGCGCGCUUCUAUCGGAAUGGGGACCGCUACUUCAAAGGCCUGGUGUUUGCCAUCUCCAGCGACCGCUUCCGGUCCUUUGAUGCGCUCCUCAUGGAGCUCACCCGCUCCCUGUCCGACAACGUGAACCUGCCCCAGGGAGUCCGCACCAUCUACACCAUCGACGGCAGCCGGAAGAUCACCAGCCUGGACGAGCUGCUGGAAGGUGAGAGUUACGUGUGUGCAUCCAAUGAACCAUUUCGUAAAGUUGAUUACACUAAAAAUAUUAAUCCAAACUGGUCUGUGAACAUCAAGGGGACAGCAAGAGCCUUGGCCACUGCCUCCUCUGUGAAAAGUGAAGUAAAAGAAAGUAAAGAUUUCAUCAAACCAAAAUUAGUGACUGUGAUUCGAAGUGGAGUGAAGCCUAGAAAAGCUGUGCGGAUCCUUCUGAAUAAAAAGACUGCGCAUUCCUUUGAACAGGUCUUAACAGAUAUCACUGAAGCCAUUAAACUAGACUCAGGAGUGGUUAAGAGGCUCUGCACCCUGGACGGAAAGCAGGUUACUUGUCUGCAAGACUUUUUUGGUGAUGAUGAUGUUUUUAUUGCGUGUGGACCUGAAAAAUUCCGUUAUGCUCAAGAUGACUUUGUCCUGGAUCACAGUGAGUGCCGUGUCCUGAAAUCAUCUUAUUCUCGAUCCUCAGCUGUUAAGUAUUCUGGAUCAAAAAGCCCUGGGCCCUCUCGUCGCAGCAAAUCACCAGCUUCAGUAAAGAGGGGUGGCCACUACUCCAGUGCCUAUUCUACAGCCAAAUCCCCAGUUAAUGGAACUCCCAGCAGCCAACUUUCUACUCCUAAAUCUACAAAAUCCUCCAGUUCCUCUCCAACUAGCCCAGGAAGUUUCAGAGGAUUAAAGAUUUCUGCUCACGGCAGAUCUUCUUCUAAUGUAAACGGUGGUCCAGAACUUGAUCGUUGCAUGAGUCCUGAAGGUGUGAAUGGAAACAGGUGCUCUGAAUCAUCAACUCUUCUUGAGAAAUACAAAAUUGGGAAGGUUAUUGGUGAUGGUAAUUUUGCGGUAGUCAAAGAGUGUAUGGACAGGUCCACUGGAAAGGAGUUUGCCCUAAAGAUUAUAGACAAAGCCAAAUGUUGUGGAAAGGAACACCUGAUUGAGAAUGAGGUGUCAAUACUGCGCCGAGUGAAACAUCCCAAUAUCAUCAUGCUGGUUGAGGAGAUGGAAACAGCAACGGAGCUCUUUCUGGUGAUGGAAUUGGUUAAAGGUGGAGAUCUCUUUGAUGCAAUUACCUCUUCAACCAAGUACACUGAGAGGGACGGCAGCGCCAUGGUGUACAACCUAGCCAACGCCCUCCGGUAUCUCCAUGGCCUCAGCAUUGUACACAGAGACAUCAAGCCAGAGAAUCUUCUGGUGUGUGAAUAUCCUGAUGGAACUAAAUCUUUGAAACUGGGGGACUUUGGGCUGGCUACUGUGGUGGAAGGCCCUUUAUACACAGUCUGUGGCACACCAACUUAUGUGGCUCCAGAAAUCAUUGCUGAAACUGGCUAUGGCCUGAAGGUGGACAUUUGGGCAGCUGGCGUGAUCACAUACAUUCUUCUCUGUGGAUUCCCACCAUUCCGAAGUGAGAACAACCUCCAGGAAGAUCUCUUCGACCAGAUCUUGGCUGGGAAGCUGGAGUUUCCGGCCCCAUACUGGGAUAACAUCACAGACUCAGCCAAGGAAUUAAUCAGUCAAAUGCUUCAGGUAAACGUUGAAGCUCGGUGUACCGCAGGACAAAUCCUGAGUCACCCCUGGGUGUCAGAUGAUGCCUCCCAGGAGAAUAAUAUGCAAGCUGAGGUAACAGGUAAACUAAAACAGCACUUUAAUAAUGCGCUUCCCAAACAGAACAGCACCACCACCGGGGUCUCCGUUAUCAUGAACACGGCUCUAGAUAAGGAGGGGCAGAUUUUCUGCGGCAAGCACUGUCAAGACAGCAGCAGACCCGGGAUGGAGCACAUCUCUGCAGUUCCUCCCUCAGCCGAGGAGCCCCCUGUGUCUGGGGCAGCAGCCCUGGCCUCGGCCCCUCCGGAAUCUCCCACACCCCCCUGUCCUCCUGCUGCCAUAGGCUGUGAGCGGGCAGGGACCUGGCGCCGCCACCGUGACUGAGCCUUGUGCAGACAGGCCGAAGCCGCCUGCUGCUGUGCCAGGAGCCGGCUCGUCUGCUCAGCCUGGCCGUGCCCCUCUCACUGAAAGCCUUUCUCUCUUGACUGCUUGCUCGUGAGUUUGCUGGCAUUCUCCUCAGGCUGCCUGGGAACCAGGAGCCCGGUGCUGGGGCGUGGCCUUGUCUGGCACUCUGGGCUCUGCCUUCAGUUCCUGGAGGUAUCAUAUACCAUGUCAGCUUUGGUGACAGAUAUUCAGAAUAACUCAUUUUAAAUCAUCCAUGUUUUCAGUUCAGUGACAUUUUACAGCUUCACCAGGAGAAUGUGCAACUUUUAUUCAGUAUUAAAUGCAUUUUUAUAGAAAUA
This is a messenger RNA of Galeopterus variegatus (Sunda flying lemur), 2874 nucleotides long. RefSeq names its product doublecortin-like kinase 2 (gene DCLK2). Lineage: Eukaryota; Metazoa; Chordata; Mammalia; Dermoptera; Cynocephalidae. The transcript is spliced from 17 exons. The coding region runs from base 170 to 2515 and encodes 781 amino acids. Gene Ontology annotation, molecular function: ATP binding; protein kinase activity. The record is from RefSeq and is a predicted model, not a curated record. Gene Ontology annotation, biological process: protein phosphorylation; intracellular signal transduction.